UUAUUGCUAUAGAGUAACUGCGCUGGAUUGUGUCUUUACAUAAUCCUUCACCGUGGUAAUGUUUGGAGCAGCACCGAAGCCAGUCACUGAAUUAUAAUAAUUUCCGGCAGUUAAUACCAGGUUUAGUAAUGAGAAGGCGUUACGUCGCCUGAGGGAGAGUGUUCUGUGAGAUAUCCCUGUAAAGGUCCGCUUUCACACUAGUGUCAAUAGUUUUUUAUCUAAAUACAACUCAAAUAUUAGAUCGUACUUAUCGAUCCGCCUGAUGUUGACAAACAAAUGCUAAAAGCGGACCGCCGCCCCCCGGCUUGCGAUGCUGCCGCUGCUGCUGAUGUCACAAUCGCCGCUCGGUGCUGGGGGACGAUGAUGGCGCCUGGCGCUCGGCGCCCGAGCGGAUCUCCUCCGUAAAGGCUCGGCUGGCAGUCCGCCGACCGGGAUGGACGGCACGGCGCUCCCGGACCACCAGCAGCUGCUGCAGCUCCUCAAGAAGCUUAAGGAGGUGUUCGACGUCUGCGAUGAGGAUGCGGACGGCUUCAUCAGGAUCGAGCAUCUGGUAAACCUCGGUGUACAGUUCGGGCAGAGAGACGAGGUGAGGAGGCUAUCUGAAUAUCUGGACCCUGGCGCACAAGGAAAGAUCAACUUUAAAAGCUUCUGUCAUGGAGUGUUUGCCCUCAAAGGAUGUGAGGAGAUUCUGAAGUCUGCACUGGGGACGUUGCCCGUGCCCCCCCGACCCCCCCGACCCUAUGAGACCGACAACGGCAGCUGUUAUCAGCAGGGAGAGAAGGCGAAGGUUCCCAGGGUCCAGGCGCUGUUCCCGGGGGGCGGGGCCCCAUCCCAGAACGAGACCCAGGACUCGGACAUGGAUAGCUCCGACGGGGGCCGGUCAGAGGAGAGGGACGCGGAUCUCUUCCUGUCUGUCACCAGCUCUGGUCAGCUGGACCCUUGCGUGACCUCUGACCUUUGCGCACGCUCCCCCACCUCCUUGAUCUCGUGCGAGGAGCAGUUUGAGGACUAUGGCGAGAGCGAGGAUGUGGAUUUUGCCCCCGGAAGCCCCUGUCCUGACGACGAAUCCCGAACCAACGGAUGCUCCGACCUCGGCUCCUCUCUCCCAUCCAGUGCUGGGCACACUCCUCAGAAGAUGAGGCACCUCUGCAGCAGCGGGCAACUGGACAUCUACUGCUCACAGUGCUGCAGGAAGGUCAACCUGCUCAAUGACCUGGAAGCACGGCUAAGGAACCUCCGGGCCAAUAGUCCAAACAGGAAAAUCUCCAGCACAGCCUUUGGAAGGCAGCUCUUCCACAGCAGUAACUUUAGCAGCGGUAACGGCAGCACCGAUGACUUGUUUCACGACAGUGUUGACUCCUGUGAUGUUGACAUCACUGAGAAGGUGGGUUACCUGGAGAAGAAAGUGACAGAGUUAGAGAAUGACAGCCUGGUGAGUGGAGACCUGGGAUCCAAGCUUCGACAGGAGAACACGCAGCUCGUACACAGGGUUCAUGAAUUAGAGGAGCAGGUGAAGGACCAGGAGGUGUGGGCGGAGCAGGCGCUGGAGGACGGACUGAAGCGGCACCGUGAGGUCUACAGCAAGAUGGAGAGAGACAAGCGCGUGGAGAUCGAGCUGCUGAACACCAGAGUGCAGGACCUGGAGGACGAGAAUGGAGAGAUGACCGUGAACGUCUGCAGGCUCAGGUCGCAGACGGAAAGGCUGGACCAGGAGAAGCAGCGUAUGUCCGACAAACUGGAGGACACCAGCCUUCGUCUGAAGGAUGAGAUGGAUCUUUACAGGAGGAUCAUGGACAAGCUGUGGCAGAACAGACACCAGUUCCAGAAGGAAAAGGAGGCCAUGCAGGAGGUGAUCGAGGACCUACGGCGAGAGCUGGACCACCUGCAUUUUUUCAAGCUGGAGAUGGAGCAACCGGGUCAGGGGCGAAGCACCAGGGCGCGAGAGAUUGAACUCGAGCACGAAGCCAGGCGCCUCAAACAGGAGAACUACAAGCUGCGAGAUCAAAACGACGACCUGAACGGUCAGAUCCUCAGUCUCAGCAUGUAUGACGCCAGGAGCUUGUUUGGGGCGCAGUCAAAGGUGCAGUCAUUGGCUGCUGAGAUUGACAGCGCUUCCCGUGAUGAGUUAGUGGAUGCCCUGAAGGAGCAGGAGGAGAUAAAUUUUCGCCUGAGGCAGUACAUGGACAAGAUCAUUCUGGCUAUUCUGGAAAACAACCCCUCCAUUCUGGAAAUCAAGAGCUAGACCCUCCAUUCUGCCCCCUGGUGGCUGAUGGUGGGGCUGCACAGAUCAAAGAGGUGGGUUCAUGGGUUCAUCUGUCUUUUCUUUGCUCUUUUUUGUUUUUGUCAUCAGAGAGUGGAUGUGAUCCUGACUGUCAGAUAUGCACAGAAUUACACCCCCAAGAGGACAGGAUAGUUACUGUGAGAAUCAGGACCAAACUGGUUUCGGCUCACUUGAGCUUGUUGCCUGUGCGUCUCUGAGGGAUUGCUGACAGCACUGAAUUGGAGGGUGUUGGUGUUUUACCUAAAAUAACAUACACAGUGUCUCUGUCACAGACUCGCAGGCACAGAAAGUCAGUUACGCAAAAUCUCACAUAUACACAAGGACACUCUUAUAUAAUACUAAUAAGAUUCCUAGCUAGCAACUGUCAUGAUACGGAUUCUGUAUUUUUUUUUCACAGUUGUUUAUGUAAUGCUGGGGUUGUGACCAUAUAAUCUACACAUACUGAUGUGUCUGGUUCCCCGAACAGGACAGCGCAGCCAUGGAAAUGUCCCCCUUGUCACCUGUCAUCCUCAUUGCGGUCUACUGCAGCCCAUAUUGAAUUCAGUUCAUUUACAUGAGACACUCCUUCCAACAGACACAAUAUCACUACAGGAAGACUUUAACAAAGAUCAGUGUCAGGAUUACCGAUAGGCUCAAAGAAGUUUCUAGGGAUCCGUGUAAAAACUUCCAAAAAUUACAGAAGUGGAAAGUAACCCACACAAUUGAAAACAAUCCAUUCUACCCACGUAUGGAGAAGAAUCAACAUGUACAGCCUGGAAAGAACAAAGAUUGUGACAAGGAGCCUUAACCUGUGGCCCAGUGGCAUCGCAAUGGCUGUGGAAUUACUGUGGGUAGAUAAUCAAAGCAAAGAGGCGUGGAGCGAUGGCCAUGGUGGUGCACAGGUUGUGUGUUUAUUGACACAGAGGGGAAAAAAUGUUGUAGGACGCAGAAAUGUUUAGAUUUUUAUAGUAAUAUAUGACUAAGCAUACGUAACUGUAAGGUCUUUAAACCAUGACAAGUUGGGUAACUGCAGACCAUGAAUGAGAGGCAGCUACCAAAAUUACACUAACAAUAACGCUUACAGAGCCCUGCAAAACAGGUACUGGUGGCAUUGUAGCUGGAAGGCUGUAACCAGUACGAUGUAUGGUGAUGUGAGCGGCACGCUGGUGAUGUGAGCGGCACGCUGGUGAUGUGAGCGGCACGCUGGUCCCACACCGUAUCUUUAAAUUCACCUGCCAGAUGGCAACUUCUCCUACUUCAACAGAGUAAAGAAACUCAUUAUCAUUUCAGGAACGAGCCACCAGUGAAUGGCCAUUAGAAUGAUUUAAUUCCACUGAACAAACUCUAGUUCUUAGGUUUUUGUGCUUGUUUUUUCCACCUGUAUUUCGUGCCUCGAAAGUACAAUGGUUUGUCAUAAUUGUCACAUAUCCGCUAUUGUUUUGUUUAUAGAGAACUUUUCUACGUUUGCAUUCUAGAUUGUGUGUAUUUUUCUGAAAUUGUAAAUGUUGUACAGAAUAGAGUGUAUUCAUUUGUCAUUAAAAGCAAGAGAAUAACAUUUUUUUUUUUUUUACAAAUGUAAAGACAUAUGUCUUAUAUUCCCUAGAUGUUAUACUACGAAGCACUGAUUAUUAUUAUUAUUAUUAUUAUUAUUAUUAUUAUAGUAUUUAUCAUGUCCCCUGCGAUACAUAUAUACUCCCCAUUUGCCCAUUAAGUGCUUAGGUGGACAGUAACCAGCCGCAGUAUGAUGCCCCUUUGCUGUGGUUAGCCAGUGGUGCGUAGCCGUCUGUCUGUUAUCCGCUAAUUCGCUGUAUUGUAGAUUCAUCCUGUUAUUUAGACAGAACCCGGCGCUGCUUCCCGAAGCACUCAGGUGUGACCUUCAACUUUCAUUUAAUGAUAAAUGCAUUUCUUUUGGCAUGGAAAAAAACACGUGUUCUGCCGAUUUCGCUUGUCAUUAAACCUGUCCACGUUGCAGCCAA
This is a messenger RNA of Brienomyrus brachyistius, 4236 nucleotides long. It is a transcript of the gene rab11fip4a, whose product is annotated as RAB11 family interacting protein 4 (class II) a. NCBI's taxonomy places the organism in Eukaryota, Metazoa, Chordata, Actinopteri, Osteoglossiformes, Mormyridae. The record is from RefSeq and is a predicted model, not a curated record. Gene Ontology annotation, cellular component: midbody; recycling endosome membrane; endocytic vesicle. The transcript has 15 exons. Gene Ontology annotation, biological process: endocytic recycling; regulation of cytokinesis. Gene Ontology annotation, molecular function: calcium ion binding. Bases 434 to 2242 code for a protein of 602 amino acids.